CCCUCCCUUUUCCGCUCUAGGAAGUUAACGUGCCUAAGGUGCUCGGUUCUUCAUCCGAAGCUAAGGCCCACAAUCCGGCGACUAGCACCGUGAAAUUUAGGCAUCCGACGCCGAAAACCUAAAAUCUAACAUCUACAAUGGCCUCCGUGUCUGAGCUCGCUUGCAUUUACUCCGCUCUGAUCCUCCACGACGAUGAAGUCACCGUCACCGAGGACAAGCUGAAUGCUCUGAUCAAGGCCGCUGGAGUCACCGUGGAGCCCUUCUGGCCAAGUCUGUUUGCCAAGGCUCUUUCCAGCGUCGACAUCGGCAGCCUGAUCUCCAACGUUGGAGCCGGAGGUGGAGCCCCAGCUGGAGCCCCCGCUGCUGGGGCUGCUGCCGCUGCUGGUGACGCCCCAGCCAAGGAGGAGGAGAAGAAAGAGGAGAAGAAGGAAGAGUCUGAGGAGUCCGAUGAUGACAUGGGCUUUGGUCUCUUUGAUUAAAACAGCUGUUUUUCUAAGAAAACACAAUAAAAUUACAAAAAAUA
Messenger RNA from Amphiprion ocellaris (clown anemonefish), 523 nucleotides. RefSeq names its product ribosomal protein, large, P1 (gene rplp1). Bases 138 to 479 code for a protein of 113 amino acids. Gene Ontology annotation, molecular function: structural constituent of ribosome; ribonucleoprotein complex binding; protein kinase activator activity. The record is from RefSeq and is a predicted model, not a curated record. The transcript is spliced from 4 exons. Gene Ontology annotation, biological process: cytoplasmic translation; translational elongation. Gene Ontology annotation, cellular component: ribosome; cytosolic large ribosomal subunit. Lineage: Eukaryota; Metazoa; Chordata; Actinopteri; Pomacentridae.